Messenger RNA from Priapulus caudatus, 1846 nucleotides. Its product is annotated as copine-3-like. Gene Ontology annotation, biological process: cellular response to calcium ion. The record is from RefSeq and is a predicted model, not a curated record. Gene Ontology annotation, cellular component: plasma membrane. NCBI's taxonomy places the organism in Eukaryota, Metazoa, Priapulida, Priapulimorpha, Priapulimorphida, Priapulidae. Gene Ontology annotation, molecular function: calcium-dependent phospholipid binding.
CUACCGAUCACCGUUUCCUGUUGUGUUUUUGUUCGCGGAAAGUGAAUCACCAAAAGAAGCAGCAUGUCUCAUGGAGUGUUCAGUGGGCAAGCUGGGCCAGGCGCCCUUAGCUCAGCUCCUGUAUCCAAGGUGGAAAUAAGAGUCAAGUGUCAGAACUUACUGGAUAAGGAUGUAUUAUCGAAGUCUGACCCAAUGUGUUGCUUGUACCAAAAUGUUCAGGGCAGCUGGCGAGAGAUUGGGCGGACAGAGAACAUCCAGAAUUCACUGUCACCACAGUUCGCUAAAACCUUCCUUGUGGACUACUACUUUGAGGAGGUUCAGAAGCUGAGAUUUGCUGUGUACGAUAUCGAUAACACUACAGCUACUGUUAGUGAUGAUGACUUUCUUGGACAAAUGGAAUGUACACUUGCCCAGGUUGUAGCAAAUACUCCAUAUACAAAACAAUUGCUACUUGAGAAGGGUCAGAAAGCUGGAAAUGGGCAGAUAACUGCGUCAGCUGAAGAGAUGUCUGCUAGCAAAGAAUGCCUGAUUCUUCAUUUUCGUGCAACAGAUUUGGACAAAAAGGACUUUUUUGGCAAGUCUGAUCCAUUCUUAGAAUUCUAUAAGCAGACUACAUGGGGAAGUUGGGAUCUUGUACAUCGGACUGAGUUUAUCAAGAAUACUCUCCAUCCCACGUGGAAGAAAUUCCAGAUAAAUAUGGCAACACUGUGCAGUGGAGAACCAAACAGGCCCUUAAAGGUACUGUGCCACGACUACGAUGAUGAUGGCAGUCAUGACCUAAUCGGAGAGUUCAAAACGACAGCGGCAGAGAUGGAGCAAGCCGCACAGAAGCAGGUGCAGUGGGAAUGCAUCAACGAGAAGAAGAAGGCGAAGAAGAGAAACUACAAGAACUCUGGUGUCAUCUACCUUACAUCUUGUCAGAAAGUAAGAGAGUACUCCUUCCUGGAUUUCAUUUUUGGUGGCUUGCAGAUGAAUUUUACGGUAUUGAAGGUGUGCUGCAAGCAUACAGGAACUGUAUCCGGCAGGUGCGGCUCUAUGGUCCAACAAACAUCGCGCCUAUCAUUCUCCAUGCAGCCAAGUUUGCAGCUGCUGUCCAGACACAACCAACAGCUAGCCAAUACUUUGUUCUGCUCAUUCUAUCCGAUGGAGUGAUUACGGACAUGAAUGAUACACGCAAUGCCAUCGUCUAUGCCUCCAGUCUGCCGCUGUCCAUCAUCAUUGUCGGUGUAGGCAAUGCUGAUUUCACCGACAUGAACACGCUAGAUGGUGACGAUGGCAUCUUGAGAACAACCAGUGGUCAGCCAGUACUCAGAGACAUAGUCCAGUUCGUUCCCUACAGAAAGUAUUCUUCGAAUGCAGCAUUUCUAGCAAAAGAAGUUCUUGCAGAAGUACCCAAUCAAGUCGCUGGUUACUACAAGAUGAAAGGUAUUGUUCCUAUGACACCUCCCCCAGCUCAACAGCAACCAGCAGGCUAAGACUGGUCUAUAGUCGUAAAGACUUCGAUUCAGAUACGGGGAACAAGUAAAUAUUUUAUUACGUUAAUGUAAAUUAUACUUACGUGAGAAUGUGUAUUUACUUUUAAAGUAGCCAUGUAAUACAAUCUUAAAUGAUUAUAUGCUUAAUUUGACUAGGGGGGAAAUGCAUAGUCAUGCAAAAAUAGACAAUUCUGAUAGUUUCAUAAUGAUAAUAUCAUGAUUUCAUUACCAUAUCAUAAAAAAACACUAGUAGUAUUUUAAUCUUUUUGAAUAUUGGCAAUUCAAAAAAGUUUUAAUGAUAGCCGCGUUCACACGUAGCAAGAAAUUUGGUAUUUAGCGUUCACACGAGGCAAAAUGCGCGGUCCAAGAAA